UGGGUCAGCUCUCAUUGGACAAAAUUCUGCUGCCAUAGGAGAGGGAAAAGUUAGUUACAGUUACUGAUUCGAAGUUAAUCAGUAACAGUUUUCUUCUUUGAUAAAGGCAGAGCAGAAUAUUGCCUGCUAUAUAUUUAGAUAAUUUCUCUGCAAUUUGCUUCCUUUAUCAAGACAGCUCUGGUUCCAUUCUAGCCAUAUUGCCGUUGUAUACUCAGAACAGCUUGAUCAUGGCUGAGAAAGGAGUGAGUGAAAGUCCGAUGAAGAAACUGGAAGAAGCCAUAAAGAAUGCUCCUAAAGACGGGUUGAUUUGGUAUAAUGGGGAGGCAUUUCCUGGUGUAACCUGUCAGCUGGAAACAUUGGAAAUUCUUAACACCUUUAAAGCUCGGAGCGAUGAUGUGGUUUUAGUUGGAUAUGCCAAAACUGGUACUAAUUGGGUUGGUCAUAUAUUAAUUGAACUGGAGGCUGCAUCUGGCAAGUAUGAUGAAGAAGAAAGGAAGAGGAGGAAGCAACAGGAAAUAGAAUUAAAACUUAUGCCAUACCUUGAAUUUGGAGACCCUGGAAAGUUUGAGAGGAUGGAAAAAUUGCCUUCCAGAAGAAUUAUAAGAACACAUGUAAAGCCUCAGAAUAUUCCCAAACCAUUUUUCGAACAAAACACAAAGAUGCUUGUUUUGUUUCGGAAUCCAAAGGACACAGCUGUAUCUUAUUUCCACUUCGCCAAAAGCAUGAAAUUGUUUCCCAGUGAGAAAACUUGGGAUGACUUCUUCUCCGAUUUUAUAAAUGGAAAAGUACCAUAUGGCGUUUAUUUGGACCAUAUCAUUGAAUGGAACAAGUAUAUUGAUAACAAAAACAUUAUGUUUAUUACCUAUGAGGAACUAAAAGAGAAUACAACUCUGGGCCUGAAAAGAAUAGCUGAAUUCUUUGAAUUUUCUGUGACUGAAAAAGAUAUUCAAACUAUUGUUGAGAAAACCAGUUUCAAAUCUAUGAAAGAGAAAUCGGCUGAGACCCAUGGAGUUAUAGGCCAACAUUUUUUCCGCAAAGGCAUAGUAGGAGACUGGUGUAGCAUCUUCUCAGAAGACCAGAGCAAAGAGAUGGAUAUGAAAUAUGAGGAACCUUUAGCAAAAACCAAGCUUGGAAAAAUGUUGAAGUAUGAAGUGUACUGUAAAAAUUGAAGAGGACAACAGUGCUACAAGCCUCUUAUGUUUUGCUUUAUAUGUGUGCAAAGACAUGCCAGAUAUUUUUCGUAGGAAUUUUUAAAAGACAGUUAUAUUGUCACUCCAUGUCUAGCCAUGGAAUUUAUGUUGUGUUUUUAUUUGAACUAACUUUCAAACAAUAAAAGCCAAUAUACUAACAAA
Messenger RNA from Anolis carolinensis (green anole), 1352 nucleotides. RefSeq names its product sulfotransferase 6B1. Gene Ontology annotation, molecular function: sulfotransferase activity. Gene Ontology annotation, cellular component: cytoplasm. Gene Ontology annotation, biological process: sulfation. The coding region runs from base 228 to 1169 and encodes 313 amino acids. The record is from RefSeq and is a predicted model, not a curated record. Lineage: Eukaryota; Metazoa; Chordata; Lepidosauria; Squamata; Anolidae. The transcript has 7 exons.